UCUAUAUUUCGUCAAAGUACAAAACUUAUGUAGACUGGUAAACUUUAUGUUGCAUACAAUAAACUCACACCAAUAAAUACAAUGAGCACCAUGCGCGAUAAGUAGGAAACAAAAAAAAAUAAUUAGACAACGGAGCUUUAGUAGGUCAUCAUGGAUCUGAGAGUGCAAUAAAAAGUUUAUACUCUCUGCUUAGACACAGUUAUCUUUUGAAAGCCAUAUUGCACCAACACACGCUAAACAAAUUUUUAAACUGCCAAUAUAUAAAUACAUAAUUAAUUUAGCAAUAUAAAAAAAUAAUACCGCACCAAUACUAAUGAUUUAAGCAUACUUGCUUCGUUUCAUUAGAAUUCACUCCAAGCAUUGAAAAAUCAAAAGCAAAUAAAUAAAGUAGUACAUAAUUAUUAUCAUUGUCAGCCUAACAAUUCCCGGUUGCUUAACUACUGAGCGCCAAAUAAAGCCGUUCCCAGUCUGGAGUUACGUUCAAAUAGAAUCCACCCGUACCGAUGCAGCGCUCGCGCUCUCGAUCUUUUGCACAUACGUCCCACGUGUUGCGCUCACGGCUCGCGGAUCUCGAACCUAUCUACUUUCAAGUAGACCGAACCUACAAUUAGCGAGACAUUGGUGCAUUCGCGGAGGGUUGAUAGGCUUUCAAGUAGUCACCCAUGUGAUUGAUCAGAUUGUCAAAAUAUGUUUUUAAUGCUAAUCGAAUGUUAGAGUUAUGUAUUAUUUGAAGCGUUUGAUUGUAAUUUGCGUUUGAAGCGUAGUGGUUUCAUAUGAUUGUUGAUCAUAUUAGCCACAUGACAGUAGUUUUGAUUGUGUUCAUCCAAAAUCACAACUAAUUGACAGACAUAAGAGUAGACGAGUAAGUUUGGAACUAAAAAUCUCGCGAGCAUAUUUGAUCGGAAAUACAUUGAAUCGAAUUGAUCGGAAAGCCCAAAGAUAUCGAAACGCGGAAUAAGCGUCGGCAAUUCUAAAAUCGAAGCGAGAGAGCAUCUGCUAAAAAAGGCCAGCGAAAGAGAAAAAAAUUUGUAUGGAAUAAUAGGCGCACACAACGCAGAGUGCGGCGCCGGUAUAGGCACAGACCAGAAAGCCACUUUCACCCGCACAACACGAAAAAAGCGCGUCGGGGCAAUUUUCGCGCUCGGACUCGAUAUAACGGUCGCUCCGGUUCGCGGUUUUCCCGCUAUCAUCGGUCUCUCCCUCCUCCGCGCUCUUUCUUUUUCGACGCGGCGCGCGCGUGCACAAUACACAACAACAACAGCCAAAGAGAGGAGAGGAAAAACAGUGUAAGUGCGCGCGCAGCCUGUUAUCAGAGAGUCAGUGCACGUCGGCCAACGAAGCUAUACACGCACAGCUACCUGCCCGCGCCUGUGUAAAGAAGCGGGCGCGCUGUGUGUGUGGGUGGCUGACUGGCAAAGCGGUAGCGGCCUUUAACGCCGACGUAGUAGGCUUUCCGUCGUCGUCCGUGCGCUUCGGUGCUUCAAUAUGGCGCACCAACUGCCCACAACACGCAGGUAAAUCCAAGAGAAGCGUAAGAGAGAUCGAGAAGCCGCAAGAGUGAUCGUCAUGUAAAAGCCUAUUAUGAAAGUGUUCGUGCGUGCAGGCAAAAACAAUGAUUUGCUGAACGCAAUGUACAAUGAGCUACGUGGGCAACAUGCCAGCCGACUGGCAACAAUAUAGUGCAUUGCAGUCUGGCGAAACCGAUCGUCAGCAGCAGCAGCAGCAGCAGCAGCAAAUAUCACCGAGUACAAGUAGUAGCAGCACGGGCAGUAAUCUCUACAACUUAGACUGUCUGAGUAAACAACAGACGCAGUCGCAAAAUGACGGUUACUACACAACCGCAAGCAGCACGCGACUGCAUCAUCAUGUUGGGUCAUAUGCUAUGGAAGCCACCGUAGGUGAUGACUUACAGCAGCAGCAGCAACAACAACAGCAGCAACAGCGUCAAGUUCAAAUGCCGAUGAGUAGUCCAAGUACUGUGGGGAGAAUACCGUCGACGACGAUGACGGUCAACAGUGCCAUGGGUAGUGUCAGUCAGAUGAUACCUGGUCCUAUUCAACCACCUCCAGUUGCUAGUUCAGCGACUAGCUCGAGGCAAAGCUCGUAUGCUUGCAAAGGACCGUGUUGCCAAGCUGUUGCGUACAGAUGGGACAAAAUGAGUCCGUUUGCGACGAACAACGCCUACGCACCGGCAGCAACAGCAUCCCCAUACACAUCACGUUACCGUCCUGAUUUGUACACCCAACAUCCGUCAGCAGUAGCACCACCAUCGAUACCACCACAACAGUCACCAGCACAACGAAGGUUUCGCAGUAGCAAAGAAUCAAGUCACGCGAUACCACCACCACGCGCCUAUCAACAACCACCUAAUUAUUCUGGGAUGCAACCGUACAAUUAUCCACCCACGGAUUAUCAUCAUCAAAAAUACUACGCGAGAGCAAUACCAACUCAACCACAAAAUCACGCAAUGAUCAAUCCUGGUAUACCUACUAACAUGCAAGACAAGUACUUGGCAAGUAAACAGUCACAUUAUCAAGCUGCUAUACAGAACGGUACGAUAAUGCCGAAUCCUGCUGCUAUGCCACCGGCAAAUUUACCUAGUCCAUACUACAAUCAUCAGAUGGCGCGAGACUUGCCUGGCGAAUAUUCUUGCAAGCCAGCAGAUCCAAAGGACCAAGUGCCACCACCUCCAACGAUGUCGUCUUUGCAAACGAAACACAUGUUUCAGCAAAAAUUACAAAGCCUAGCGAUACAAAGGCUAAAUCUGGAAAAACAUUUACGCGAAUUUUCACACAUGGUCGGCUAUCAAAAUUACCCAAAGUAUCAGGAAUUGGUGAUGAAGCAUCGCGAAAUCGUUCGAAUGCAGCAAGCUGUCGAACAUCAAAGUAGCUUGCAAUCAGCGGCUGCAACUGCGCCAGUGCCUUCGACAAUACCACCGAUCAAUCUGCAAUUCGAUCAAAAUGGCGUGCUCAUCAAUUCCAGUCUUAUACCAAGUUACAAUCAUAGUGUACAGACGUCGAUGCCUGGAAUGCCGAACCCUUUGAGUCCUGGUGCUAAAGAAACAACGAGGAGUCAUCCGUACGACAACAAAGCGAUGCAAGCGAUGGAGCAUGCGCUACAGCAGCAACAUCAUCAACAACCGCAUUCACAACCUCAACUUCCACCACCGGCGCAUCAAAUACAACAUGCGAUGAUGCAACCGAGUCCUGAACAACAUCAUCCACAUUAUAUACCUCAAGAGUAUCAUCAUCAGCCGGUACAUGAACAUCAUCCACCGCAUCAUCCACAUCCUCCACCACAGCCUACUAUCGAUGAAGAAGUGGUGAAUGUCGAGGCACAACAGCAUCAAAAAACAAGUAAGGAUUUCGCCGACAAACCCGAGCUCGAUGUCAGGCAGUUCUUGGCUACUUGGGCUGAGACUGAAGAGGAUGAUGGUGUUAAUGCUGGUUUACAAAAUGUGAUACUGACGGAAGACACGCCGAUAGUGGUACUGGAGUACAACGAAAAUUUGAAUCUGACAACGGCCAACAAUCUAACUGCCCAAGCAAUUUGCGUAUCAGCGCCAGCAGCAGCAGCAGAGAAGGAAGCCACAGUGUUGAGCAAAGAUCAAAUUUCCACGGCAAACGUGAGCACUGGUAGUUCAGAACAACAGCAGUCAGUUCCUGCGACCGUUAACAUAAUACAUUGCAUAACGAGCACGGGCGAGGUGUGCGAAGAAGUGCCAACGAUACAUAUAGUCGAUACUCUCGAGAACGAGGCUGUUGUGAAGAAAAUCGAGGGAGCAUUGCACAGUUUAAAUCCAACGGAUAUCAAGAGUAUCGAAGAGAUUGUUAAUAAGAAUAAUGUGAAUAAUGCCACGACGACAACAGCCAAGGAAGUGUCGCUUGAAUUUCUAACCACUGUUAGUUCGACGCAACCGGCAACGACGAUGACGGCUUCAGUAGUGCAGACGAAGAUGCAACCGACACAGCAGCAACAGAAGAAUGCCGACGAGGCUAAUGCUGUUGUCUUGUCGCCGAGUAUGAAUACCGAGCAAACUCCAGCAGCAGCGAGUGGCAAAAAAGACGAAACGCCGGAAAAGACCACAGCAAGCAGUGAAAAUAAUCUGACCAAUUUCGUGAUCGAUGAUACUCGCAAUCAAGAUGACUUGAGUCUACCGGACCUACCAACUUCGGAGUGCACGACGACACUAAAUACGCCAAAUCAAUCGGAUAAUGAAGAAUCAUCGUCAGAGCGAGUUCGCGCGAUGAAUAUCAGUCCGAUAAUAAGUUUUGCACACUCCCCUAUCAAGUUCCAGAAAUCCGGAGACGACUUGCAUUUCGACUUUCAAAGUUCAAACGAGGCGAUGGUUCUCAAGGACGCUAAUACCUCAACGACCACGACAGUGCAAAGUAGCCGUGUUGAUAUGAAGACGCAUAACAAAGGUACAACCGAGCUAAAGUCGCAAGUCCUGCAAGCCGAGACCGAGAACGCAGUGUCAACACCGUCCACGCAGACGCAAGAGCAGCAAGUUGCCUCGGUCAUCGACUCGUUCGAAUUCGCGGAAUUCUCCAACUCAUCGACAUUGCCACUCGGCGAAGAGCCAAAAAUGCCUGUGCCUCCAAUGGAAGGCAAUUGUUUGACGAAGAUUAUUAAAGACACACCACCAAUAACAAAUUUACGAGUGUUGGAUUCCGAUGACGAGUUGACUGAUAAAGUAAACGACAUUUGGAUGGAUAUUAACCUUGACAAUGCACUGUGCAACAGCGUGAACAAAUUGAUCGAAGAGAAACAAGUGCAAACUAAGCUAAAAUCAAGUUUGAGGCACGUACGCAAGAAUAAAGGCGUCGUAUCUAUCGUCGGGAAACUUAUCGACGAGAAGAGUAAUGACGACAAAGCCAGCGAUGAUUCGAAUCCGGUUCGAGAAUCUAAGCAGAAAGAAAGAAUUACGAGAAGAUCAUUAGAUUCGUCGAUGAAAAAUAGCGGAUUAGAGAGACCAAGAAAGAGAGCAAGAUCUGUGGAAGUUGAUUACAACAGUAGUCAGGAUCAGGAAGAUCUGCUGAAAGAGUUUAAGAAUUUGAAAAGGAAACGAAGUAUCGGACAGUUGCAGGACGACAUUGAGAUGCUCAAGACAAGCAUUGAUAAGCUUAAAAAUCACAACGCGAAUAAUACGGUUCCAAUUACGGAGAAUAACGUUUGCAAAAAUAAUUCAUUGCCAAUCCUGCCUGACACGAAGGUCGCACAUCCGCCUAAACGUAGAUUUUCAUCAAUCUUCGAUCCCGACACAGUUUUAAAUAAACGAACCGAAGAUACCAGUCUAAAGAAUAACUGCGUCGAUUCGAAUAUCAAAAUCCAGCUGCCAAACGUUAAUCUACAGAUUCAAGAUAAAAAGGAGACAAAUAGCAAUGCAUACAACACUUCCGCCAACGAAGCAAUCAAAAUAGAGAUCAACGUGUCGAGGGUUGAGAGCCAACGUAACUCGAACGACAACGAAAUCGUUAGUAAAUCAAACCAGCAAUUGAAUAUUUCAUUACCACCUGCAAAUCCUAUGAGUUACAAAGUCGACUGUCGCAAAUCGAUAACAGCAUUCGAAGAUGAAAUAACGAGCUGCGCUUUACCUGCAAAGGAAACGAUAGAGGAGAAGUCAAUUGUGUUUGUGGAAGAAAAAUCUAUUACUAAGGAGACCGAAGAAGAUGACAAUAUCAUUACCUUCGAGAAUAAAAAUGCUGAGAUCGAAGAUAGCAAGUGCCUUAUCAUAGAAAACAAAGAGAAUAUGUUGCUAAAGAAAAAGGAAAUUGACAUUGAGAACGCCAUGAAGAAGCUCGAGGAAGCAAAGGAAGACUGUUUCAAGAAUAAAACCUUUGUCGAAGCUCCUGGGUGCUCGAAGGAUUUCGAUUUCGAUAAUUUCGAUGUGGAGCCUUUUGACGACAAGUCUGAUGAUUAUAUGAAGGACCUCUUAGGUCGCAAAAGUAAUAGUAAUAGUGUAGGUUACCUCAAUCCCCUGUUCCACCUCAACGAACUUGAAAAUCUAAAUAACGUUCCUGUUUACACAACCAAGGACGGCAAAAUUACCUACAGUCCAAAUCCUAAUUACACUUACCGUGCGUUGAUUAUUGAGUCGAGGCAACGUGAGAGUCAUGCCUUAUUUCGUGAAUUUCACAAUAAAAAAAAUAAACACUCUAGACACAAGAACAAGCGAGAACGUGAAACCAUCAGCUUUGAGAAUUGUCUUACGAAUGAUCAGAAUAACCAGAGUGACAAUAAGGAAAGAAUAGAAAAGGUUAUGAGAUCGACGAUACUCGAUAGUACUGACAACGAGAAGAGUGGCAUUCGACUAUCACCAGUGCCUUCAACACCGCCGUCCAUGGUGUUUGAAUCCUCGAGAAGCAUGCCACUAUUAGACGAAGAAACUGCUUCAAAUUCUAAGGGUUCGAUGACUAGAUGCAUUGUUGAUUUACAGAAUCUUAAGGAGGACAUUCUAAAAAAAUUGAACGACCAAACGUCAUCGAUAUUUAGCGUUCAAACAAACCUAGAAAGCAAUAGUGAUAAGGAGGAUGAUAAGUGUACUGCUGAUGAGAUUCUAAAAGCAAACGUAGAAGAUAAUGCCGUGGAAAAGAAAGAUAAGUCGAAAUUAGAACAGGAUAAUGUGGACGAGAAUGUACCAGAUAAGAAUGGCAAUUUGAGAAAGUACGAAAUUGAGAUUGAUGAGACUGUGGAUGUUGAUAGAGUUGUUCGGGAUAAUCAAGAAUCAGUGAAAGAUGAUUCAAAUGACAAAAUUACAGUUCAAGAAUUUAUCAAAGACAAUAUCGAUAAAGUAGAAGCGAAUGUAGCGAAUAAUUUUGAGUCAAAUACAACUAUAGAAAAGGAAUCGAGUUCAAGAGAUAUUAAACAAGUUGAAGAAUUUGCAAAUUCAAUUGAGGAAACUGACAAUGUGAAGAGUGAUAAUCAUGGAGAAAAUAAAGAAACACCGGUAAAAAUUCCUGAAAAAUCAGUAGAUGAGAUAGAUAUAGUCAUAGUACUAGAGAAAACAUCUCUCGAUUUUCAAACAAAACUAGAUAAAUCUAAACAAGACACUGCAUCAAUUGAGGACAGCGAUGAUAAUACUACAAAAGUUAUCAAAUCAGUUGAGCCAGAAAAAGAACCGCAAGAAUCUGUUAACGCAAAUGAAGAAGUACAAUCAGAAUCAUUGGAAAGUAUCAAAGAACAAAAUCCGAUAUUAGAGGUGACCGCACUGAUAAAACCUAAAAUAACACAAGAACAUGUACCAGCAGUUGAAAUGACAGCGAAGAAGCCUAGGACUACGCCGAAAACUAACAUGGGAUCAAAAUCACCUAAGCAUACAAUGGAAGUUGAAUCAAUAAAAGUGAAAACACUAGAACAUAUAUCUACUGUCGAAAGAAUGCCAGAGCUCACCCCUAUUGCUAAACUGAUCGAAAAAAUGCCAGAACUUACGAGAAUCGUAAACCAAUCAAUAAAAACCCCAGAACAUACAUCGACAAUCGAGUUUGGACAAGAAGAAAACUCAUUCGAAAUCGAACUUGUUUCAAAACUAAAAAUAGUGCCAAACAAAGAAGAAAUCGCCGUGCCUCCGUAUAGUCAAAAAUCUACGAGUCCACCAAAAUCAUCAAGCUUAAGUCUGCCUUGCUCGAUUGACAAAAGUAGCUUUUCAUCUGAACUAUGCGAUAGCUUCAUCAAUCAAGAAAAACUACACGACUCGCAAGGAAGAAUUGUCCCAAAAUUGGUGAUAAGGAAAACCGAUCCAAAGUACUUCACAAAGUCCAAGACAAUUGAUACAAAUAAUACUUCUGAUGAUCAAAAGAAAGAUGAAAGCAUGAAGAGUCUAAUACACCCAAAAAUUCCUAAAAUGAUCAUUCGCAAUGCAAAGUCUCGUCCCUCAACGCCUAGUAUCGAGGAGAUUUCUGAAAGUUCAGAUAGCGAAUCGAAACCUUUACUAAUGAGAUUAAAACGAGAAGAGCAUUCGGAGGCGAAGAUACCCAAAAUGAAGAUCAAGCUAGAGGAGAAACAGCCGAGAGUUGUAAUUGAGAAUAUUGCGAGUGAAGUGAAAACAGUGCCUAAAAUGAAAAUCACCAAUGUAAAGAGUUGCCAGCCUAAGAUUAUUGAUACCGAAGAUGACUCAUCCGACAGUGACAGAAGAUCAAGAGCAAAACGCAGUAGCUCAGCCGCUUCAUCACAAUCUAAAAGGACCAAACGAUCCCCUAAAGAGGAAGUCAACCUCGAUCCCAACCACGAAGACACUCAAUUUCCACUGGAAAACGAAUAUCGUCGAAAGAACAGUAACAACAGUAAAGUGCCGAAAGUCAUAAUUAAAAGAACUUCACCGACCGCGGAAUUUAAAUGCGAAUUAAGCAAGGAUGCGAUAGUCAACUCUCAACCAAAAGUCGUCCUCAACAGAUCCUGGGUGCUCGAUUGUAUGGCUAAAGAUCUAAGGCAUAUGAAGGUUGUUGUAAAAGUUUCAAAUAACGGCAAGGAGGAGGUGAAGAAAGAAAAGAAAACGACAAAUCCCAAUGAGCUUCAGUGGCGCAGGUUUAUCUCCGGCUUAAAAAAGCGUCGCGAACUGUCAAGAUCCAAUAGCACGCCCGACCUUCAUCAGCUCUCGCCAAAAAUCAAACGUCGUCGAACUUCAGACUAUUGUUUAGACAGUAAUAUCGAGUAUUCAGAUUCAGAUUCUGGUACAAGAUUCGCUUUCAAAAAGACGAAAUUCAAUACCGAAGCAAGGAAGCUUCCAACAACAGACGUUUUCGACGAGAACAUGAACAGUCGAAGUAAAAUGGAUUUGGAAGAGAUACCACCGCGAUUGGAAACGAUAAUGGAAGCGAGUAACUCUUAUAGUUCGGAAUACGUACCAACGGAACUUCUCGAUAGAGAUGUGGAUGUUCAUGAAGAAGAAGUCGACUUUGAAUGCUCGGUUAUCAAAGUUGACUCAUCCGACGAAAGUGAAACGACCAUUGAGAUUUUACCAGCGUCGCCGAAUCUUAGUUUCGAGAAGGAUGUCGUUGACGAAGAACAGAUUUAUAGCGAGGAUGCUGUACCGAUGCAGGUUGAAUACGAAGUUGAAAUCGGUGAACAAACUCCUGAUCCGGUGAAUCUGCCAUUACCAAGCUCGGAAAUCUGCACUGAUAAGUCCAGCUCCGGGGAGGUUAAACAGAUUCCCGGGAUCAUGAUUACCGAGCAAUUGGUUAUAGAAGACACAUCAGGCAAUACAAGUAUCGGUGAAGAAAUCAUACCACCAAUAUCAUCCGACGUAGAAGUAGUCGAGACGUGUCUAUCGAAAUCAUCCGAAUCAACACACAAUCCAAUAACACCAGUAACAGAUGAUAUCGAGACCUCGUUAUCCAAAUUAUCGGAAUCUCCCACCCCGAAAGCUGCUGAAAAUUUGUUGUCGAAAUCGUCUAGUAAUCAAGUUCUAUUGAACGAGGAAGCAUCGUCGACGAGUACGAUAAUGAACAAUGAGAAUGCAAAUUCACGUGAAACGGAGGAAGAGGAAGACAGCGGUACUACUGCUAUUGCAUCGUGUUCCUCGUCUGAUUUACUAGUCAAGGAAGUACUCGCCGCUAAAGAGAUGCUCAAGAAAUAUCUUGGUUGUCUCACGAGUUCGAGUACCAAAGAUACCGAGAUUGAUAAGUCGACUAGCUUUACGACGAAGAACGGCAGGUCCGUCAGUCAUUCGUCUAACUUUAGGCAUAGCGAAAAACGGAAAAAACUGAACCGAAUAAAGUCACGAAACAGUAGUGAGUCGCGGAGUCUGCGUACAUCUUCUUCCAAUCGUCACAUGUCCUCCAAUAAUCGUCUGCCCUCGAAACAACAUCACAGGGAUAACAAUGAGCACAAAAACUCGAGAUCUCAUCAAAUAAAGUACAAAUCCACAAUGAAAUCCUGUUCGCAAACGAACAACGUCGAUCCAUUGACUCGAGCGGUCGAGGAAAAUUUAAAACAUUUGAAGCAACAUGAGAAACCUGAAAUUUCUGUUGAUGAGACUCGAGCUAAGAGGGUGGAUAAUGUGAUUUCGAGGCUCGAUGAAGCUAAUCUAAAAGCCAAGGCGCUACAACUUAGUCCCGAAAUGACUAUAUCAAGUAUCGUCAGAGAAUUGGUCUUUCACGAUAAGGCGACAAUAAGGCAUCGAAGGUACUGCAUGCUUUGCGAAAGGUGGUUUCCGACGACGUUAAGGCAUCGUCGGCAUUUGGCUGGCUAUCAGCAUAGGCACACAGAAUUGACGCAACGACGAGCCAUACAUAUGCUGUUUCUCAUAUUCACUGGCAAAUUGUGUCCGAAACUCUUGCCGCCUAAUAUUGUGAGGACAGAUUGCGUCCCAGGUGAACUCACACCACUACAGAUUGCCGUCCAGGAUUUCGCAACAGUCUUUGAUGGUAUACAACAAGUCACGGAAAAGCAAGAGAACGGGAGUAAGAAAUGAAACAAAAAGCUAUUCGCCGUAAAAAGAUACGAAAGAAAAAAAAUUGAAGUAGACGCGGACUUUAGUUUCUUGAAAGUAUUCGCUAUUGAUUUUCGCAACGUGAGAAUAUUGCAGGACAAGAAGGUGAAAAAAUUGGUGUAUGGAUACAACGCUAUUCGUAAUAUAGGACAGGGUAAGCCAAUUUUAUAGACCGUUGCGAAUCACACUCAACGUUAGUUUCUUUAGCCAAAGACAUUCUAGCAUCAGAAUGAGGAAUUUAGCUACUGUAUAUGUAUAGAAAAAGGAUAUAUAUUAUGAUAAUUCGUUACAUUUAGAUUUUUAUCUUUUAUUUUCAAACGCUCCUUUGAAGGCGUUUUUUUAAUUGUACAAAAAGACGAAUUUUAGUAAAUGAAUAUAUGCUUUAAAGAGAAACUGAAUGGGGUAAAAAAAGAAACAAAUAAGCUUUUAUUUAUAUUGUAAAAGAGACUUAUACAUUGUAUACAUAGAAAAAAGAAAAACCGAGAAAUAUAGAUAUAUUUAUUAUAUUCCAAUUUUCGGAAUUGUUCCACGCAUAUACUGUCGCAAUAUGUAAAUACAAAAACACAUAUAUCGUAUAUAGAAGCUCGGAUGUAUUUGUACAAAGCAAACUGAAAUGAAAAUAUAUAGAACAUAUCUCUGUAAAAAAAUAACAGUCGGUGGUUAACAAUGAAUAAAAAGAAAUUCGCGACGAUUGAUGCGUUUCCUCUUCUUAUUUUUGUAACAAAUCUUAAUUUUUUAAUUCAUUGUCACUAAGAAAACAAGAUAAUUUUCUUUAAAAAACAGACCUAUAUAAUUCGAUGUUUUUAGAUCGGCGUGUAAACAUUUAUUUUUACUGAGUUGUUACGUUAUUGAUAAGUGCAGAUUUUUUCUUUUGGAAAAAGAAAGGUCUAUAAUACAUUAUAACGUUCAAAGUAUUUUGCGAUGAAUAUUUAUUAAAAAAUGUUUCUUUUUCAAAAUACUUGAAAUGAUCAAUCAAAAUUUUCGUAACUACUGAAUUUUUGUCAAUACUUGUACGAUCUUUAUCUUGGAAGUUUUUUAACGAUAAAUAAGCAAACACCGAUAAAUGUAUUUACCGCACGAGUGCCUUAAAAAUACACCUAACAGUAUUCAUUCGACCGAGUUUGUGCAUAUGCAUAUAAAUAAUGAUACUUGUAAAUGUAAAGUUCUAAAUAUUUAAAAAAAUGUUAACACGAUUGAUUAAAGCGUGCAGUGUUAGUGUACAUGAAAAGGGCUAGUUGCAAAAAAUGUGUAGAUCAGCUCGUGAUCGAAAAACAUGUUUUUCGAAAUUACAAAUGCAUAAUGGAAUUAAAGGUGUCAAAGUAACCAAGUCCUACCUAAAAGCAAACAUACAUAUUGCUAUAAAAGUGUUUUCUCUUUGCAAAAGGAAUGCUUAAAAUGAAGAUUACUAUAUGUAUAUCAGUAUACGAAAGUGCAGAAUAUGAUGUGUGUUCUAUGUGCCUAACAUUUGAAGUGUUUUAGUAUGCUUAGCAGAUUUUUCAUAUGAAAUAUAUAUGAACAUUUUAUAUGUACAUACAUACAUGUGUGUGUGUGUGUGUGUGUGUGUGUGUGUGUGUGUGUGUAUGUGUGUGUGUUGGAAAAAUAGUUAAUAUGUCUGUUGUAUACAUUGUUAUAGAAAUUUAGCGACGCGCUAUCCAUUGGUAAAUGAAAAUUGUUAUUUGAAUUUUUCUUUAAAUUACUCGAUUGACUCUCUGAAUUUGAAAAUUUUAUAUAGGUAUUUCGAGUAAAUGAUGAAUUGAAAGUACUAAUAAUAUUAGAGUGAAAGAUAAAAAAUCAGGGUUCAACGUGGAAUUCAUAUCUGUAGUUUAAGUGCAAAAAAUUACAACUUUGACUUCCAAUAUAAUGUAAUUGUUUAAAAUGCAUUUUAUCUAUAUUAUCUCUUGAUUCCAAUCUUAGGUGAUUUCGAAAAAAAUAUAGCAUGCGUGUAUGUUUGUGUGGCACUAAAUGGUUUUGUAAAUGUUAUGCAAUUUUGGCGUGCAAAAUUUUAUUAAUCAUAGAUUUUUAUUGUUUCCGUACAAAAAGAAAAUAGAGGAACUCUGAUGAACAACGUCAAUGGAUGGUAAUGGUUUUUAUACAUUUUUUAAUAUCUUGAGGGAGCAAUUUAAAUGUUUAUUGAUAACAUGUAAUUGAUUCAGUAACAUUUUUAUAUAAUACAAUAACGUUUUUUAAUGACCAUAAAAUGUACCAAAAUACAAACUUAAACCAUGCUAUUAAUUAUUUUAGUACACAUACACACAUAUCAGAUUUUAUUAUUCAAAAAUUACUGUGUAUCAAGCAAUUGAAUUUUUUUAAAAGCAAUAUUUUCAAUCAGUAUUUCCAUUCCAAGCCAUGAAAUCAUGAAUAUUCAUUGUCGUUGUUCCUCUUAUAAAAAAUCAGAGCUGUGAGAUCUGAAUACAUUUGAACAAAAUUAAUUACAACUGAAAAUGAUAACUUAUAAAUCGUGAAAAUCGCGAAUUUUACAACACAUACUGUUCUAGUUUUUAACUAGAUGAAAUCUACGCGUUACCUAUCAUUUGUUAAGUUUUUUCCUUUCAUUUUUUAAUAUUUCUUAUAAUUAGUAUUUAUUAGUCUACCGAAGCAUUAUCAGUUAAAUUCUGGUCGUAAAAAGUCCGUUUCGUUCUCAUGGCAACUUCCUUUGAAAUUUCGACAAAAAUUUACGCAAUACAAUGUUCGUGCAUUACUUUUAAAAGUACUAUGACUUUUUAAAAAAUUGUAAAUUACAUUCUUUCGCAAAUAAUUUACACACACACACACAUAUAUCAAUAACUAAUUAUGAGUGACCUACCGUCAGAAAAAUCAAUGAAUUUAAAAAACGACUGAGAAUAACUAAAACGUUAAAUAUUUUUUGAAUUAGAAUUGUUUUUUCUACUUAUUAUGACAUUGUAUUUUAAUCACACGUGCUUCGUUUUAAGUUAUUAUUGUAUAUUAUUAUAUUGAAUUGUACUAUUAUGACAAUCCUGUUAUGUUUUAGUCACAUAUUGCGUUUUAUUUCCAUUCAAGAGAAUGAUAUUAUGUUUUUGCCUCUAAGAAAAACAAAAAAGUUAUCGAUGGCAUUUCAACCACAAAUUAUUAUACAUAAUACCUCUAUGAGAAAGAAAUAACGCAUAUUAAUACGAGUAAAGCGCGUCGCUCAAAACUUGUUGAGUAUAAAUAAUAAUACAUGCGCCAAAAAAAGAAAGUAAAAUUUCAAUCUUCGCUCUAAGUCAGUUAAAAGUGAAGUUUGAAGAUUUCCGUUAUAAGUAAUAUUUGUUUCCCUCAUGGUAAUAAUUUGCCGAACUGUGAUUUAAUCUUUGCCAAGUGCAAACGGGAAACUAAACGAUUCGUUCAAUGGGAUAAUUCAGUUUUUUUAUUUUCUGUUUACUUAAUGAAGCAAAAUUGAAGAAAAAUUUUCGUCUAUUUGUACAUAUAUUUUAGCUGAACUAUAUAGCUGAGAUUAAAUGUGCAAGAGAAAAAAAUUAUUACAAAUGUACUUAUUAUCCUCAAAGCCGAACACACACACAAAGCCGCUACAGAAUUGAGUUUUGUUUUUUAGUCGCUGGUAAUUGUAAGCAUUCAUUUAAGGGCUUACAGUCUCUUUCUAAAAAUCUUAUUGUAUCUUUGUAAACGUUAUGUUAUAAAUUUGUUUUUGUAUAUUUUAUGGUGGAAAUAUUGAUAAGUAUAUAUAAAAAAGAAAUUCUUGAUAUAAUCAAAUAUGUAAUAUACUUUAACAUGCCUGCAUUCUUAUGUGCGUUUUCGAAAAACAACAAAAUAUUCUUGGCAUAAAUUUUCUAUACAUCAUAUCAAUGAUUCAUUUCAUAUUCAUGAAAUCAUUACUGUAUACGUUACAAGAAUAUUUCCACUAUUUGAAACAUUUUUUUCCAUAUUCUCAUUCUAUAUCAGUCUCAAUUUUUAGCAAUUAUGUGUGCGAUGAAAAUCCAACAUUCAUUUUUUUCUUAUAAUACACGUUGAACGUUUAGUUUUAAAGUGCAAUUUUUUGUCAGUCGAGAAAACAAAGAAUCUGCAUAUUACACGUUGUGCCUAUCACGUUUCGGAACAUUUACAACUCGAUCAACUACUAAUUUUCUUUUAUUCUUGGGCUAUAUAAUAAUAAUUGUGUCGUUAGUUUUUAAAGAAAAGUUUUAAAAAGCGUAGUUUCAGUGUCUUCUUUUUUUUUAAAGUGCACGGUGGAAAGGUAAACGCACUCGAGGCAUUUCUUGUCACAUUUACUGUAAUUUGUUAACAUUUUUUUAAUGCGAGAAUAAUUAGAAAUAAUGAAAAAUAAACGUGUGAUGAUUUCUUCUGUAUUUUAAUUUGUCUUUCGAUGAUGUUUAUCGAGAUUGAUGCGUUUUUUGUUCGUGUGAUGAAUAAGACUUGUAUUUGUUAAUGUCGGCUUGUCGCGUUAUUAAACAAAUAUAAAAUAAAAAUAUU
Messenger RNA from Phymastichus coffea, 14854 nucleotides. RefSeq lists its product as uncharacterized. Lineage: Eukaryota; Metazoa; Arthropoda; Insecta; Hymenoptera; Eulophidae. The transcript is spliced from 13 exons. The record is from RefSeq and is a predicted model, not a curated record. The coding region runs from base 1637 to 10411 and encodes 2924 amino acids.